This is a messenger RNA of Syngnathus acus (greater pipefish), 6258 nucleotides long. Its product is annotated as CLIP-associating protein 1-A-like. The record is from RefSeq and is a predicted model, not a curated record. NCBI's taxonomy places the organism in Eukaryota, Metazoa, Chordata, Actinopteri, Syngnathiformes, Syngnathidae. Gene Ontology annotation, molecular function: microtubule binding; kinetochore binding. Bases 439 to 5061 code for a protein of 1540 amino acids. Gene Ontology annotation, biological process: mitotic spindle assembly. The transcript has 40 exons. Gene Ontology annotation, cellular component: microtubule organizing center; mitotic spindle; spindle microtubule.
UCCAGCAUUCCCAGCCACUUUUCCUACGGCACACGAUGCAGGCCAAACUUUUAUUUUUGCCUGGAAAAUGGCUAUUUUCUUGCGUUUAACUGCCUUUAACUACGGAAUAAUAAUGUUUUAGAAGACAUGUAUAUAGUUCGAUUAUUCUUUGCAUAUGAGUCCAAAGAUGUGACGGGCUACGAUUUGAAUGAACGGAAGCAGCGUCGCCACUUCUGACUUUGGUCCAUCCGCAGAAUCACACAGGAGAGCGAAUUGGACCAUCAAGUGGGGGAUUAUGGCAUUCACGGGGACUCUGCCAGUAACGCCAGCUGCCUCCUUAAAACCGUAACUGGCUUAAAAACACGACAGAGAGACUCGUCAGCUAUCAGGACUUUGUUGGACUGAACGUGGGAAGAGGAGCUCGCUGGAAGUUGGCGUGCGCUCGUCCGUUCCCCUCCGAUGGCUGAGGAGGAGGAGGAGGUGAUGGCCCCGGAAUACUUGCUGCAGCAGGUGAUGCUCAAGGACCUGAGCAAGAGGCUGCAGGCGGGCCAGGAGAUGGUGGAGCUUAUCCUGCAAGAGGACAAAUGUCCAGAUCUUGAGCAGGACCAGGGUACCCUGGACAGAAUGGUGGAGGCGUUGGCCAGCUCUUGGGUCAACUCCAGUCACUUCAAGGUGGUUUUGUUGGGGAUGGACCUUCUGUCUGCAUUAGUCAGCAGACUGCAGGAAAAAUUCAGGACACAGGUUGGAACAGUUCUUCCCAGUUUAAUAGAUCGUCUGGGAGAUGCCAAGGAUCAAGUGCGUGACCAGGACCAAGCACUUCUACUUAAAAUCAUGGACCAGGCUGCCAACCCACAGUAUGUUUGGGAGCGCAUAAUGGGAGGCUUCAAACAUAAGAACAACCGAACUCGAGAAGGACUCUGCCUUUGUCUCAACUCCACCUUAAAUGUGUUUGGUUCGCAGAGCCUGACACUUAGCAAAAUAGUUCCUCACAUUUGUAAUCUCCUGGGAGAUCCCACAAGUCAGGUGCGCGAUGGAGCCAUGAGCUGUCUGGUUGAGAUCUACCGCCACGUCGGUGAGCGAGUGAGGAUCGACCUGGGAAAGAAGGGCCUACCUCAGUCGCGGUUGAAUGUCAUCUUUAGUAAAUUUGAUGAGGUCCAAAGGUCGGGGAACAUGAUCCUGUCACCUGUGUCAGAUAAAAACUCUGAGGAUGGCGAUUCGCUGGACGGUGGCUGCUCUUCGUCCUCGUCCAAAGGAGAAUUGUUGGCCGGGAGGAAGACCGGCGUGGGUUCGUUGCGACGCCCUGUCUCCAAAUCAGCAGGGAGAGAUGGGUCCACUGCUGGCGCGGUGGACGAGGCUGACUUCAUUCAGGCCUUUGACGAUGUUCCCACUAUGCAGAUUUACUCCAACAGGGAGGUGGAGGAGGCCAUGGUCAAAAUCCGAGACGUGCUCUCGGAUGACAAGCGCGACUGGGAGCUCCGAGUUGCAGCGCUGAAGAAGGUGCGCUCGCUGAUGUUGGCCGGAGCGGCAGAGUUUGACGGCUUCCCGCAGCAGCUGCGGCUCCUGGAGUCGGCGUUCGUACUGUCAGCCAAGGAUCUGCGUUCGCAGGUGGUUCGGGAAGCCUGUAUCACUCUGGGAUACCUGUCCUCAGUGCUCGGCAGCCGCUUUGAUCACGCCGCCGAGGCCGUCAUGCCGAGUCUCCUGAACCUGGUCCCCAAUAGUGCCAAAGUCAUGGCCACCUCCGGUGUGGCUGCCAUCCGCCUCAUACUAAAACACACACACUACCCUCGUCUGAUCCCUAUCAUCACCAGCAACUGCAUCUCCAAGUCUGUGGCUGUCAGAAGGCGAUGCUAUGACCUCUUGGACCUGCAACUGAAGGAGUGGCACACAAACUCUCUGGAGAGGCACGUAGCCGUGUUAAUGGAAACUCUAAAGAAAGGUAUUCACGACGCAGAUGCCGAGGUGCGCUCCGUGGCCAGGAAGUGUUACUGGAACUUCCAAAGCCACUUCAGUCGGGAGGCGGAGCAACUGUUCCAGCGCUUGGAGUCGUCUUAUCAAAAAGCUUUGCAGGCUCACUUGCGGAGUGGCGAUACUUUGAUGUCACUUCCUCCAUCUGAUCAUUCCUCAUCCUCCUCACAAGAGAGCCUGAAUCGAACUUUGUCUCCGAGAAGCAACACCGGAAGAAACGUGGCCAAACCCAAAGCGUCCAAAUCCUCUCGACCCCCCACCGGCACCUCCUCCCCCGGCACCCUCCAGCGUUCUUGCAGCGACGUGGACGUCAAUGCGGCAGCCAGCGCCCGCACCCGGAUGCCCACGGUAGCCUCGGCGGUGCAAGCUUCCCCUUUGUCCUUUAGCUCCGCCUCCGCUCUGCCUCCCGGAUCUUACGCUUCGCUCGGUCGCGUCCGAACGCAGAAGACCAGCGCGGGAAAGCGUCCGUCAGUGCCCGACGGGCGGGGCCGCAGCAAAGGGAAAGUGGUCUCACAGUCCCAACCCGGCAGCAGGUCCGGUUCCCCGGGACGAAUGCUGGGCUCUACCCACGGCAGGAUGGUCAGGGUGCCCGUGGGCAACUCUCCCGUUCCCGCCAGCAGCGGGCUGAGUAACAGUCGGCGCCCACGAGGCCACCGCAGCCAGGGCUGCAGUCGGGAGACCAGCCCCACCAGAUCGGGCUCUGCACGGAGCCGAAUCCCUCGUCUCAGUAUGAGUCAGGGCUGCAGCCGCGAAACCAGUCGCGAGAGCAGCCGUGACACCAGCCCCUCCAGGGGUUUCUCCCCCCUGGACCGUCUGUCUCACCAGGCUCGGAUCUCGGCCUCCGUCAAUGCCAUGAGGAUUCUCAACACGGGCACCGAGGUGGAAGCGGCGGUUGCCGAUGCUCUGCUCUUAGGAGAGUCGAGGAGUAAGCAGCGCUCAGCGCGCCGCCAUUUUGAAUCGCCGGGUAUGUUCUCCGACGACGACGCCAACAGCGACGCCUCCAGCGCCUGUUCGGAACGCUCGUACGGCUCCCGCAACGGCGCCGUGCGUCAUACCGACGACGUGGCUGAAAUCCUCAACCACUGCGCCAGCGCCAAUUGGUCGGAGAGAAAGGAGGGCCUGCUGGGACUGCAGAACGUGCUGAGGAGCCAUAUUAUGCUCAGUCGCGUGGAGCUGAAAAGACUCUGCGAGAUCUUCACCAGGAUGUUUGCAGAUCCUCACAGCAAGAGAGUCUUCAGCAUGUUCCUGGAGACUCUGGUGGACUUCAUUGUUCUGCACCGGGAAGAUCUACUCGACUGGCUUUUCAUCCUACUCACCCAGCUGCUGAAGAAAAUGGGCGCUGACCUCCUGGGCUCCGUUCAGGCCAAAGUUCAAAAGGCGCUGGAUGUCACCUGUGAAUCCUUCCCGUACGAGCAGCAGUUCAACAUCCUGAUGCGCUUCAUCGUGGAUCAGACCCAGACGCCCAACUUGAAGGUCAAGGUGGCCAUUCUGCGCUACAUCGAGGCGCUAGCGCGGCGGAUGGACCCGGCCGACUUUGUCAACACCAGCGAGACGCGCCUGGCCGUCUCGCGCAUCAUCACGUGGACCACCGAACCCAAAAGUUCCGAUGUCCGCAAGCAUUUAUUUCAUUCAACAAACCCCCAGACCCUUCAUAACUGGGAGGAUUUGUCAGGCCGAGCCGGCACCGUGGCCUCUCUGCCUGGAGAGGGCAACCUGGAGGAGAGGUGCAAGCAGGCGGCCCAAGUGGUGCUCAUCGCCCUGUUUGAGCUCAACACGCCCGAGUUCACCAUGCUCCUCGGCGCUUUGCCCAAAACCUUCCAAGAUGGGACCACCAAGCUGUUACACAACCACCUGAGGAGCACGAGCGGCAUCGCCAUGGCGUCUCCCGGCAGCUCGACGGGUCGAACGACUCCACGCCAGUCGAGCAGCCGCAGCAGCCCGCUGACAUCUCCCACCACCUACUCGCAAGGAGGGCUUUCUCCCAGCAUGCUGGAGUGCGAUAGUGAGAACCUGAACUCUGAAGAGAUCUACAGUUCCCUGCGUGGCGUCACUGAAGCCAUUCAGAACUUCAGCUUCCGCAGCCAAGAAGAGCACAUGGAGCUGUACAAGCGAGAUGGAAUGCGGGACCUUGGGGUUGAAGGUGGUUCUCCUUCGCACUCUAACCUCAAACUUUACGGUGAUUCGAUGGAGGCCGGGCGAACAGCUCUGGACAACAAGACGUCGUUACUGAACACCCCUUCGCCACGCUCGUUCACGCUGCAGCGUUUCCGAGAAUACAACCCGCACAACUACGACAGCAUGGAGCUGCGGCUCAAUGGACGCCAGCACGAGUCUGCCAAAAACAAGAUCCAGAACCCCAGAAAUAUCCCAGGAGUUACCGAGCAGCUGGUGGGAGAGCUGCUGAAGGAGCUGUCGCAGGGCCCGGCGGGCGAGUGUGCCACCGAGGAGCGCAGCGUGGAGGAGCGCCGCGCCACCCUGCUGGAGCUUCUCAAGGUGUCACGGGAGGACGUGCAGGUGGUUUGGGACGAGCACUUCAAGACCAUGUUGCUGCUUCUCCUGGAGAUGCUGGGAGACAAAGACCACAUGAUCCGGGCCCUGUCCUUGAGAGUCCUGAAGGAGAUCCUGAGAAACCAACCGGGUCGCUUCAAGAACUACGCCGAACUCACCAUAAUGAAGACACUGGAGGCUCAUAAAGACUCGCACAAGGAGGUGGUGCGCGCGUCAGAGGAGGCCGCGUCCACGCUGGCCGGCUCCAUCCAGCCGGAGCAGUGCAUCAAGGUGCUUUGCCCCAUCGUGCAGACGGCCGACUACCCCAUCAACCUGGCCGCCAUCAAGAUGCAGACCAGGGCCGUGGAACGCAUCACAAAGGAGCCGUUGCUUCAGCUGCUGCACGACAUCAUUCCGGGUCUACUGCAGGGCUACGACGACACGGAAAGCAGCGUGAGGAAGGCCAGCGUCUUCUGCCUCGUGGCCAUCUACGCCGUGAUCGGCGAGGAGCUCAAGCCCUUCCUGUCUCAGCUCACCGGUAGCAAGAUGAAACUGCUCAACCUGUACAUCAAGAGGGCCCAGACCUCCACCAGCAAUAGCAGCAGCUCCUCCGACAUCUCUUCCUAUUAACCUGCUUUCAACACCUUCACGCGCCAUUUUGAUAUUCAUUCUGCCAUUUCAUACGUCCUGCUAUCACACAGCAAAAAAUCAGCCGUGAGCUUGGUGGAAGCAGAAGAUGAGUGGCCUUCGCGGCUAAGCAAAAGUCCCCAGGAGCUGAAUCUGCUGCCCCCUGCUGAAGAGUUCUUGGACCAUGGGAGCAAGGCGUGUGUCUUCCCCAAGCUGAUUUGCCUCGUUGCAGCAGAGGAUCACUUGGCUGGCCAAUGAUUUGAAGCUUACGGCAUUUUGGAGCCCGGCAGUACAUCUGUACAACAUUUGUAACAAAAACAAAAACAAAAAAAAACAUUCCGUGCUUCCACAUAUAACUAACACUCGAGUGACCUCGAGAUUCUCUCGUGAAAAAUCGUUACGCACGUCUUUUAAUUUUGCUUUCUGUCAGAAAAGAAAUCUCGGCAACACACCUAAAAAUGUAUCACCAAUGAACUUGUUGUAUUCCACUACUUCAAAUAAGACCAUCUUCUGCAGUGCCGUCCCGAGCUUAGCAGUCCUUAGCGGAAUAGUCCAGUUACUGUUGAACCACGAAGUUCAGACCACUGUAAAUGUUUUUCUAAAUUCCACUAAAAAAAGAAGGUCAAUAUCACUAAAGCUGAAAUGCUUGCAAACAUUCUUUAGACGCUUAUGAAAGGAAAUAAUGUGAGGUAGACAAUCAGUGGAAAAGCUCGCUGAGGUGACAAUGACCUCGAGCCAGCCUGUGGAGGUCAUUGUGACGUGAAACGUGAAAAUGAAACACUCAUCUGGAGAAUGAAGACUAAAACUGACCUUUUAAAAUGACACUUUGGACUUAAUGUUCCGAGGGACCGAAUCAUUUGGCAAUCAUUUGGUUUCAAACAUCCUGCCAUCGCACAUUUUUAAAGUGACGGACAGGCCGCCACGGUUUCCACAGCCUUGUUUGAAUGUUCCAUUUUCACUGUCAUCUUAUACGCGUGCCUUUAGUUAGACGCCUCUUUUUUCCUACAGUUGAACUAAGUCCGCCUUGGAGAAACAUGAACUUUGCGAGUAAAGACAACCUGUUAGUAUGUUGCUGAUGAAAUUCCUUUGCACCCUACACGCAUGCUUCUACCCGUCACACAUGACUAUAUUUAUAUUCCGCAGACUACUGCAAGUAUUUGUUACAUCACAAGUGAAACUUAAAUAAAAGAUCAGACUUGU